This is a messenger RNA of Lachancea thermotolerans CBS 6340, 588 nucleotides long. RefSeq names its product Slx9p (gene SLX9). Gene Ontology annotation, biological process: maturation of SSU-rRNA from tricistronic rRNA transcript (SSU-rRNA, 5.8S rRNA, LSU-rRNA). Lineage: Eukaryota; Fungi; Ascomycota; Saccharomycetes; Saccharomycetales; Saccharomycetaceae. Gene Ontology annotation, cellular component: nucleolus; 90S preribosome; preribosome, small subunit precursor. Bases 1 to 588 code for a protein of 195 amino acids. The transcript has a single exon. The record is from RefSeq and is a predicted model, not a curated record.
AUGGUAGCAAAAAAAAGGAGCCAGCUGAGGGCGAAGGCAGCGCUCAGACUGGGUCGUUCUAAAGAUGAAGACGAUUCAGAGCCCACAAGUAUUGACUUGCCAGAGGAUCCUAAGGCAUUUUUGCAUCUGCCUCGCGAAUCGAAGAAGGACAAAAUGAUGAGUAAAUCACAAUCCUUUCUCUCCAAGCUCCAUGAGAACACAUCUAUAAACGGUGCAAUUUCUAAAUCGGCUAUCCGGCGCCGUAAGCGUAAGUUGAGAGACCAGCUGAAGCCCAAGAUGGAGGACCUGUUGGUGUCGCUUGAAAAGGACGGAGUGACAGAAGCGCUGGAAAUCCCAGGGAGCGAAGAAGAAGGCAGCACACGCGACUCCACAGAGCGGAAGACUACAAGGAUAACACGUCCCCCACCAACUCCCAGCACAGGCUCUGUGAUCAUGAGAAAAAAUCAGCCAAGCAUAAGAAACCAGCGUGGUGCAAAGCAGCUUGCGCAGAAGGAGUCCGAUAGGUUCCAAAGCGUUCUACAGAACAAGCAGUUUCAGCAGGACCCUUUCGCCGCUCUCAAAGAAGUCAUUAAAAUGCAGAAGAGCUAG